This is a messenger RNA of Labeo rohita (rohu), 2382 nucleotides long. Its product is annotated as cell surface A33 antigen. Bases 239 to 1096 code for a protein of 285 amino acids. Lineage: Eukaryota; Metazoa; Chordata; Actinopteri; Cypriniformes; Cyprinidae. Gene Ontology annotation, biological process: cellular response to lipopolysaccharide; negative regulation of T cell proliferation; immune response. Gene Ontology annotation, cellular component: external side of plasma membrane. The record is from RefSeq and is a predicted model, not a curated record. The transcript is spliced from 7 exons.
AGAAGAAGAAGAGACUGACAGAGACAUGCAGAGGGUCAUGUUUGUGUGUUUUUCUGCUCUGCUCUGGACUUCAGUUCACAACAGGUUGUUCUGUAUCAGAGAAUGAAAGAUCAGCAGAUAUUCAGGGGAAUCUGUGUUUCUGUCCUGUUUUGUUAAUUGUAGUGCUUAUUAUAAACCAGAUUCACAGUUCAGAUGUAUUCACAGUUCAUGAAUACAGGACUGUAUUCAUGCUGGAGUAAUGAGAUUUAACACAAGAACUUCAGUCUCACCAUUAAAGGAUGCACACUAUCAGAGACCGAACAGGGACCGAAAACGAAGUACACGGGUGAUUCUGUGCUUCUGCGAAGACCCAAACACCAAACCUGAGGACUUCAGAUGGACCCGUGUAGAGUCCAGUUGCACUGAAGUGUCCAAUGAAACACCACGAUAUAAAGACAGAGUUCACACGUUUCACAAGACGACUCCAUCAAAUCUGUCUGUGUUGAUCUCCAGUCUGACUGAAGAAGACCAGGGCACUUACAGAUGCACAAUUAACAACAAAACAACCACUUACACCGAACUCAUCGUUAAAGGCUGUGUAUUAACUGAACACAACAACACCAAGAUCUCAUAUUUAGGAGAAUCAGUGAUCCUUCCCUGUUCCUGUGAAGAUCCCAAAACCAAACCAGAACGCUUUGAAUGGAAGCGAGCAGCUGUAAAUGAAAUGAUAGUUUCAGACACUUACAAGAUCAACGACCAAUUCCAGAUGAUCAGAGAUUCUCCUCAUCAUCUCUCCUUACGGAUCUCAAACCUGACGAAGACUGACGGAGGACUGUAUGUGUGUUCAGUCAAUGGGAAACAAUCCACACACGUGAAUCUCACUGUUACAGAUUUUGGAGAUGUCAGCAAACCAAUUUAUCUGAUUUAUCUGAUCUGUCUGAUGAUGCUGCUAGUGUUCGCAACGGCUGGAUGCAUCUACUGGAAAUGUACAAGAGCAAGGACAGAAAGGAAAGGAAGCCAACUGAUCCAGAGCUUAGACGAUGAGCAGGAUGAUACGUACACAUCUGUAGUCUACAGUCAAUCUUACAGACCAAAAAUCUCAACAGAUGAACACUGAAGAGGCGCCAUCUGCAGAAAGAUAAAACACAUUUUUAACACACACGUUUUAUUUUCUCUUCCUCUUAAUCAUUUCCUGUGUCUACACACAUAUAUUGUUUUUGUAGAGUGCACAGCAUAAAUGAGUACACAAUUAUUUUCUUAAUGCUCAAUAAUAUAAUUCAAGGACAGAUGGCAAAAUUGAAAUAUAUUUAACAUGUACUUAAUAAAAACAAUAAAUUAUAUGCCAAUAUGUUCUGUAAAAUAAGUAAACUAGCCAAUUAUGUUUAAAGGGGUCAUCGGAUGCUAAGUUCACUUUUUCAUGUUGUUUGAACAUUAAUGUGUGUUGGCAGUGUAUGUACAAAUCUACACUAUAAUGAUAAAAAUCCAUGCAGUGGUUUUUAAUUCAUUUGUAAAAAUAAUAUCCCCUUUUUCAAAUCGAGCCGUUCUCAGAUGCCUGUCGUGUGACGUAAUGAUAGUUGAUUGACAUGAGCGUCUUACCUCAGAUCAGUUGUAACAGUCUGACCUCUUUUGUUUUGAUGUCGGAGCAGGGAUGUAAAUUAUACAAGAAUAUCUCCGAUUGAGUGAUUGAGGUGUUGUGUUGCUGGAUGUAAUAAUGAACAUAGUGGUCGUCAUUUACUCCCGACAUCUGAGCCGCUGAAGAUGCAGUGGAUUAUGUUUGUUUGUGAAGGGAAUGCGCCUCCUGAUCUACACAUAUCCGUCUAUGUUCACGUGAAUCAUUAAUGAUCCAGCUUCACUUACAGCAGAAGUGAGUAUAAGGGUUUUUGUAUGAAUUUUUGUGAUCGUCUUUCCUAAUAAUGUGCUAGUUAGCAAGUUUAGCAGCUAAACGUGGCUAAAUGCGCGGCUUAAGUAAACAGGCUCAUCACUCCACAGAGAGAAGAGAGGGGCGGGGCGAGCAGAGCUCAUUAACAUUUAAAGCAGCCUCGACCAGAACAGGAUCAAUUUUGCCAAGCACAUUUUGGCAAGGUAAAAAGGGUGUUGUUUUACACAACCAUUGAGAAUUUUUAACCAAAGUAUAUUAUAGACUUUUCAUUAAGACCCUAAAGAAUCAUAUCAAGUUGUGGAAAAUGGACAUCCGAUGACCCCUUUAAGUUUCAGAGGGGGUGAACUCAUUUAUGCUGUGCACUGUUUAUUGUUUUUCUAUUAUGAUGACUCCCACUCACUUUUGCUGUAUAAUAAAUGAACGAUAUUUUCUAAUUCUUACUCUUAAUUGGUAAUCACUAACUUAUGAUGUCUUUAUGACAAUGUAAAUAGCAUGAACCUUUAGGCAUAAUUUAGUAAUGUUUA